UCUCAGUCUGCUUGCGCCUUCGUCGGCGGCGGCGGCAGCAGCAGUUUGGUGGAGCCUUCGUCACCGUGUCACUGACGCCUCUGCCACCUCCAGCACGGGGCAGGCUGUGUCACUCUGGGCAGCUGCCAGCGCUAUAAGAUAGGAAGCGAAGCUCCGGAGCUGCUCUCUCUGUAUCCAGUUGACCGAGGGAGAGACAUUCGCUUUCCACUCAGUGCCAGCCUUGGGGGGGGAGUGACUUGUGCCCUGCUGGCACUGACACUGUGCCAAGGAUGCUCCAGUGAGGACCCCCUACCUCCUGUACCCACACCACCCCAUCCUGCUGCACGACCCUGUAGACAAUGCACUGUGCCCCCUCCUGCUGAGCACCCUCCCUGCCAGCACCCUCCUGUGCAUGGAAAAUAAAGGAUCACGUUGGCAGGCGGAUAUGUCAGAGGGCACAAGCAUCUCUUUGUGUGCCCUGGUGCUUUGCGCAAGCCUUGGAUUAUUGUAGCUGCAUGGUAUACAUUAAGUAAAAUCUUAUCUGUCCAUCUGCUGCAAAGCUGCUCAGUAAGGAGUGCCAAGGGCUGGCUUUUUUAUCUUCAUUUAUUUUUAUUUUUUUUAAUCUGAGCACUUUUUACCAGCACCGGUAAUUGGUAUAACAGGUGAUGACGACGUAAGGAUGUUGCACAUUGCCAUGGAGAAGAAUCAUUUGUAGCCUCACUCAUAAGGGAUAUAGUUUUUGCAUUGUUGCACUUUGUUUCUUUUCUCUUCUUUUUUGUUUUUUUCCUAUUUAUACCAAAGGAUUGUUGUGUAUAUUUUAUUUUUGUAAGACUUGGUUAAAAAUGAUUCCCAGGCUGUCGCUCCAGUACCUAAACUGUCUCCCUUUGCUGGUCCUCUUGCCCUGUUCGGUGGUCCAUGGCGGCUCAGAGACCACCAAUUUGGAAUAUUUCAAUGCCAUUGUGAAUGUGACCGCACAGGAACCAGGCAGCAAAUCUGUCCUUGACGGUGGGCGCUAUGGGCUGAACUCCCCGAUCACCGAAGUAAAAGGGAUCAUUGUGACACCUGUCAACCUCCAAGGAGGUCCAGACAGACAGGGCUGUGACUCUCACAUUCGUUUCCCUGUGCCACCCAACACCAAGCACUGGAUUGCACUUCUACAGCGUGGGAACUGCACCUUCAAAGAGAAGAUCCUGAGAGCCGCAUCCCACAAUGCCACUGCUGUGGUCAUCUACAACAACAAUUCCAAUGAGGACACUGUGAGCAUGACCCAUGCAGGAACUGGAGAUAUUGUUGUCAUAAUGAUCUCUGAGUCAACGGGUCGGGAAAUCCUGAGCUACAUGGAAAGGAACAUCUCUGUUCUUAUGGCGAUAGCAGUUGGGUCUCGCAGUCCUGGCAAGAACGGAAGUCGAGGAUCAUUGAUUUUCGUCUCCAUCUCCUUCGUUGUCUUAAUGGUCAUUUCUUCGGCUUGGUUGAUAUUUUACUUUAUACAGAAGAUCAGAAAUACGAGUGCCCAUGAUCGGAACCAGCGACGGCUCGGAGAUGCAGCUAAGAAAGCCAUCGGCAAACUUACAACAAGGACGGUCAGAAAAGGAGAUAAGGAAACUGACCCGGAUUUUGACCACUGUGCUGUGUGCAUUGAGAGCUACAAGCAGAAUGACAUUGUACGCGUCCUGCCAUGCAAGCAUGUAUUCCACAAGGUGUGCGUGGACCCGUGGCUCAGCGAACACUGCACCUGUCCAAUGUGCAAGUUAAAUAUUCUGAAGGCCUUGGGAAUAGUGACUAAUGUGCCAUGCAGCGAUAAUGUAGCAUUUGACGUAGAGCGGCUCACCAGGGUUCAACCCAGUACGCGAGGGUCUGCACCAAGUGACCCAGUGGAAGAGGGAUCACUGAUUCUAGAAUCCCUACGCUCCUCUGCAGUAUCUCAGCUCCCACAUGAGGGAGAGAUCACUCCAAGGACAGGAGAAAUCAACAUAGCCGUCACAAGUAGCCUCUUCUUUCAUCGAAACUCCCUGUCCCCGCGGAGCUUGGGCUACGACACAGAACUAUCCACCAUCGAGCCAUCUCUAGACAUCUACGAUGAAAACAAAACAUGAGCUACUUCCUUCAUCCUUCACCAUUCUAUCUGUUGCCCUUCUACCUCUACUUGUAUUCCCUAACUUACCUCCUAUCCCCUCAGCUCAGUUCUACGUUAUUAUGGUUCUCUGUUGUGUGUCCUGUGUCUCAAGUGAAGAGCCAAUAAAAACAAAGCACAGUAUUCCAACCCCUCCCACAAGGAUCGGCAGCUGCAAUGUGGACCGGGAGCACUCAGGACUUUUUGUGAAUAUGGUGCAUGAGGAAGCACAAAGCAGGAGCUUGGACGGUUAUGUUCCACUUUUACAUCCUCCGCCUAAUUAUCAGUAUCAAUGUGUGAGAAACCGUGGAUUCAUGAUCUUUAAUUUUCAGCACAGUAGAUGCAAAACUGUCGACUCUAUGCUGGCAAGACCUCGAGUCAGGUCUGUGGUUGUCUACAUGUCCUGUUUCUUGGGUAUUGGUGAAAUACUUAUUUAUACUACAGAUGUUUUUUUUUUUUUUUCAUAUCUGCCUUGAAUUCUGCUUCUCAAGGGCUCAACCUAAUUAAUUUGCCUUCGGAUCAUCUCCGAUAGGAACAGGAAACUUUUUGAAAGCUCAAUUCCUCCUGCUUGUAGCCACAAACUUGCUUUUCCAUCAACGUGUUACAGUGGUUGUAAAUACUCUUUGGACAAUGAGGGGUGUAGGAACAUGGGUCUUAAUAUUUACUGUGUCCAUAAGUAUGCUUCUCUUAUUGUCCUACUGGUGGCAAAACAUUGUAUGUACGCACCAACAUCUAAGUAAUAAUAAAAAAAUGAAGAAGAUAACCGCUCCAGCUACAAAUCAUCCAAAUACCAUACUAGGUUGCCGUCUGAAAGUCCAGGUAAACUUGUGCUGACAGCAAUGUGAUUCCCCGUGGACAUGGAGUGAACAAAUGAUCUAUUUGAAUCUCAUGAGCCAAAACAUAGUUGUACAAUAAAGUCUAAAUAAACGCUGUGGUCAUUGGUCAGUCCUAGCUUAGCGUGUGAGUACAAUUAGCUCUCUAUAUUGGAUACUUAGUAGUGAUUUAUCGACUUUAUGUUCCAAUACAACUGCAUUUGGCCAUCUACCAUGCCACUUAGAUCAGCUAAGACUGCUCUAGGGUCACUGCUACUUGCUAACAAUUACUCAGCACCAUCGCCAGUGGUUGGGACAGACGAGAUCUUAUCGACAACAUGCCGUGUUGAUUUAACUCUGAGUUGUCAUGGUCACUAUGGUGAUAACAUGGGUCCUUCUCAUAGACCGAGGUUGGGCAUUCAGCUGUCAUGCAGUAGAUACAGAUUGGUGACAGCGGGCUUAUAGACCAGUUCCAAUUUUACGCAGCAGAGCAGCCACCAAUGAGGGCUGAAGAAACCAAUAUAAUUACCUGGUUUCUUUUUGUAGUUUAAAGGAGAAAUUUUCAGAGUUCUUUCUGUCAGUAGGAUUGGUGACAACUGUAGAUAGAACUCUGGAUAAUUACAGCCCUGGUGUCUUCAGCUGAGAGAUUCUUCACUUAAAUGACCUAGAAAGUGUCUAGUAAUUCUUUGGUCUCCGCAGCCUGGAAAUUUGUUAUAGAGGAAGGUGGUGAGGAAAUGUUUUUGUUUGUUUUUUUAUUGUUUUUUUUAUUCAAUAUUUUAUUAUUAUUGUGUUUUUUUCUAUUUUAAAUGUACCAACUUUAAUUAUUUGGGAGUUAUUUUUGAUUUCCAACUGUAAAGUAAUAACAAAAAAUUCAACAAAAGCUCUAGCUACAAAUGAACAUAAACGAUCACCAAAAACACAUACUGUACUAGCUGGCCGUCUCAAACUUCUGUAGAUGUUUAUUUUGCUUACAGCAAUGUGAUUCAACAUUGACUUGGAGUGAACAAAUGAUCUAUUAUCUCAUGAGCCAAAACUUCCAGAAGACACUGGUUCGUCAGCAUUGUAUCCCCACAGCUGGCAAACAGUCAGCGCUCUUUUCAUUCAAAUGUGUUUUCAAGAGGUUUCUACAUCAGUUGGCAUUGUACAUAAUUUUUGUGAUGUAGAUGCUUACAGAGGAUGUGACCAGACUUAACAUGUUACAGUAGUUUGUAUAAAACAUGCUUAUUUUAUAAGCUAAGUGGGAAUGUUGCUUUAAACAGCGGGAAGACAUUGCAGCGACAGUUUAUAUACGCAAAAUUGUGUGGAACAAGACAAAAAUCUGGUAAUAAACGAAUGAAUUGAUAAACCCAA
This is a messenger RNA of Pseudophryne corroboree (corroboree frog), 4251 nucleotides long. RefSeq names its product ring finger protein 130 (gene RNF130). The record is from RefSeq and is a predicted model, not a curated record. The transcript has 8 exons. Lineage: Eukaryota; Metazoa; Chordata; Amphibia; Anura; Myobatrachidae. Bases 822 to 2072 code for a protein of 416 amino acids.